Messenger RNA from Pyrenophora tritici-repentis Pt-1C-BFP, 1772 nucleotides. RefSeq names its product CypX, Cytochrome P450. The record is from RefSeq and is a predicted model, not a curated record. NCBI's taxonomy places the organism in Eukaryota, Fungi, Ascomycota, Dothideomycetes, Pleosporales, Pleosporaceae. Gene Ontology annotation, molecular function: heme binding; oxidoreductase activity, acting on paired donors, with incorporation or reduction of molecular oxygen; iron ion binding.
AGAACACGCCAUCAUGUCUUCACUACAUGAACAAUUAACCAGGUCUGAGCUGUUCAGCUUAAGGGGUUUCGCCCUUGCAUCUGGACUGACUCUUGCUGCUGCCAUCACAUAUUCUACUUACAUUGUAAUAUACAACCUCUUCUUCCAUCCCCUCAGGCACAUCCCCGGCCCACUGUUUGCACGAGCCUGUCCCAUUCCUUACGCCCUCGUCAUACGAAAAGGCACCAUCAUUCCGUGGCUAAAGGCACUACACGACAAGUAUGGAGAGGUUGUACGAAUGAGUCCAGGCCAAGUUUCAUUCAUCUCGGGCGAGACUGCAUGGCAAGAUGUUCAGGGCUUCCGCACGGGAAAGUCUAAAGACAGUAGCCUUUUCAUGAGGGAUACUAAUUGGGCUCCCGCCUCGCUCAAUGGAACGACAUCAAUUUUCGCAUCUAACGGCGAAUUGCACGCGCGCCUGCGACGCAAUGUUGCCAGUGGUUUUAGUGUAUCGGCUCUCCGCUUACAAGAAUCUCUCAUUCUUGAGUAUGCUGACCUUCUCGUGUCGCGACUACGCGAGGUCAGCACUGAGGGGGCCGUCGAUAUGGUGGACUGGUACAGCUUUACCGCCUUCGACAUCAUCGGUGACCUCAUCUUCAGUGAACCUUUCGGCUGCCUCCGCGAUGGCAAAGGUCACGAGUGGGUCCCAUUCGUCUACAACGGCGUCAGCAAUCUUCCCAAACUGUAUACCGAGAAGGUGUGGGCGAUAUUCAAGUGGUACGACACGCUCCGUAGCAUUUUCGAAGACCAGGAAAAGCCGCUUAGAACGCGUCUUGCCUUGUUAGCCAAGUCCCAAAAGAAGGUCAAUGAAUGCAUCGCAAAGGUUGAAAAGGGUACCGACAAGAGAGUAGAAGCGAGUUUUUUCGCAGGCGUCAUUAGGAAGGAAGGCACGGAAAGAGGUCUAACACGAAACGAACUCGACACCGUCGCCAUGGGCUUCCUCGGCGCAGGCAGCGAAACAACAGCCACCAUCCUCUCCGGCGCCACCUACAUGCUCCUCAUCAACCCAGACAAGUACGAGAAAAUCGUGCACGAGAUCCGUACGGCGUUCUCGUCGACGGAGGAAAUAACUAUGGAUGCGGUAAACAAACUCGAGUACCUCAUUGCCGUUUUCCAAGAGAGCUUUCGCAUGUAUCCCCCUGUUUCCACUGGCAUCCCUCGUGUCGCACCCCCGAGCGGCGCAGAGGUCUCAGGCUACUAUGUUCCCGGCGGUACAAAUGUGCAUAUCCCACAGCAUGCGGCCAACCUAUCGACGCGCAAUUUCAAGGAUCCAGAGAAAUUCGUGCCGGAGCGCUGGCUGGGCGACCCCAAGUACAAGGAUGACAAGUUAUCGGUUAUGCAGCCGUUUGGUAUGGGACCGACGGUUUGUCUGGGUAAAAAUCUGGCGUAUGUCGAAAUGCGUGUUAUUCUUGCAAAGUGCCUCUUUGCUUUCGACAUGGAGCUCGACGAGAGUGUAAAGUCUGAGCAUUGGAUCAACAAGCAGCGUCAGUUCUUCCUGUGGGAGAAGCCAGACUUAAAUGUCAGAUUGACGCCUGUGAAACGCUAGGUUGGGGUGUUAGAUUGGAUAUAUGGUGUAUGGUAGACAGAAGUGGGAGCCUAGAGAUUCCGUUUGGGCAUCUUUAGAGGCUGGAGAAUUUGCCAAGGUUAUUUUCUUUGUUGUUUUAGUCCUUUUGUGAUGUUAAAAUUGGGCUUAUUCUGGCAAUGUUAAGUAUCUUGACCAAUAUACUAAUUCACUC